AUGUUGAGCACGGAAAGUUUCACGGGGGCGAGAGCCCUGGGCGAGGAAUCGCUGCAGAUGUGGGACCUCAACAAGCGGCUGGAGGCGUACCUGGCCCGCGUGAAGUUCCUGGAGGAGGAAAAUGAGGUGCUACGAGCCGAAAUCCAGAGCGCCAAGGGCAGCCCCGCCGGGGAAUCGUGGCGGGCAAAGUACGAAGAGGAGCUGCGAGCCCUGCGGGACGCGCUGGAUCAUGCCUUCAGGGAGAAGUGCACGGCCGAGCUGGCCAGGGACAACCUCUACGAGGAGGUCCAGCAGGUGAAAAGCAGGUGCCAGAAGGAGCAGGCAGCCCGAGAAGAAGCCAAAAAGCAGUUGUCUUUAAGCAAGAAGGAGCUGGAGGAGGAGAGGAGGGCACAGAUCUGGCUGAAGGAGAGAGCCGUGCAGCUGGAGAAGGAGGUGGAAGCCUUGCUGGAGGUGCACGAGGAGGAGAAAGCAGGGCUGGACCAGGAGAUUGCGAGUUUCUCGCAGAGCCUGGAGAGCUUCCGCUGUGCCCCGGUGGCUUUCCAGCCAGUGGAGGUGGAGGACUACUCCAAGAGGCUCUCAGAGAUCUGGAAAGGGGCAGUGGAGACCUACAAGACGGAGGUGUCGCAGCUGGAAGGUUCCCUCUGCCAGGCCAAGGAGAACCUCUGGAAGGCAGUGGAGGACAACCAGCAGAGCCAGCUGCAGCUGCAGCACCUGGAGAAGGACCUGGCGGGGCUCAAAGCACGGAAGGAGAUGCUGGAGGAGAGCCUGGCCCGGCAGUGGCAGGAGCAGCGCGGGGAGGCGGAGAAGUUCCAGCUGGCGAUGGAGGCCCUGGAGCAGGAGAAGCAGACCCUGCGGGUGCAGAUCGCCCAGGUGCUGGAGGACAGGCAGCAGCUCAUGCACCUCAAGAUGUCCCUCAGCCUGGAAGUGGCGACCUACAGAGCCAUGCUCCAGGGGCUGGGUGCAGAGAGCAGCGCUUUGCGGGACGGAGCCGUGUCCCCACUGGGGACGGCUGCUUCCCUAAGUGCCACGGAGAGCUGGGAAGAGAUGGGAGCGCGGGAGGAGGAGAUGCCCACCGUGCCGAGCCCAGAAGUGGUGGCCCAGGAAGAGGACAUGAGUGGCCCUGGCCAGAUAGGGACUGGCCAGGAAGAGCCAGAGCAAGGGGAGGACGAGACGGAGGCCCCAAGCACGGAGGCAUCGCAACCCUCGGAGGAUGAGGAAGAGAGGGAACCCGGCAGCCCCUGCGGGGAAGACAGUGAUUUCCAGGGGGAAAAGAUGGAUGUGCGAGAAGGGGAGUCCCCGCAAAGGGAAGUCGAAGCUGCUCAUGCUGUCCCUGUGGAAAGCCACCCAGUUUUGCCCACGGAAAGUCACCUGGAAGAGGACCUUGUUGAUGGAGAGCAGGAAAAGUUUGAGCCUCGGGAAAUGCCCGUGUGCGAGACGGAUCUGGCUGCAGAGGAGGAAAGAGAGCAGGAGCCGUGCCCGGAGCAGGAGCCCUCGAGCAUCCACGAGGCCAUCCCAGCAGAAGAGGCUUCAUUAGGGGCUGAAGAAGAUGCUGUGAGAGGGGAGGACCCAGGCAGAGCAAAAGAUGGUGAGGGAGAAAUGGGAGAGGGCAGCGGGGAGGUGCUGGGAGGAGAAAACCCCCAGGCUGUGGGACCUGAAACCCCCGAGCAGGAGAGCGGAACCUGGGAGGAGCUCGGGGAUCUGCAGGAAAAUGGCUUUGCAGAAGAGGUGCUGGAGCAGGAGCUGGAGCCAGAGCCGGGAGAGGAGCCCUGGGGCAGGGGGGACGAUGGCAGCAGCCAAAAGUCCCAUCCAGAGGACUGGGAGGUGACAGCGGAGGACAGAGAGGGAGCUCUGGGGACAGAAGAGCCAGCCUGGGCAGAUGAAACCCCGACAAGCACUGGAGGGCUGGAAAGCGAGGAGAGAGACGGCGUGUUGCCAGCAGAGCUGGAGGAAACACGGGAAGGCGAUGAAGAAGAUGCCGAGAGCCAACAGCAGCCACCGGUGGGGGCUGAGCCAGCCCCGGGGCUGGCGAGGGAUGAGCAGGGCACUGCGGGGCAGCCUGCCUGGGCACCCAUGGGUGCCCCCGGGAGAGGGGCCAGCCAGGAGCCAUCCGAGGCUCCGGAGGAGUCAUGGGAGGUGCAGGGUGAGGAUGCUGACGAGGAGCUCGGCUCGGCCCUGGGAGAGCCGGAAAGCAGCGGCGCUGGCCCCGUGGCGCUUCGGGAGGUGCUGGGUGCCGGCACGGAGAGUGGUGAGUGGGUGGAGGAGGAUGCUGGGCGAUGGGGAGAGCUGGAGCAGGCAGCGGAGACGGGCAGGAGGGUGGAGCUGGAGGACACGCUGCCCGACAGCACGCCCUUACACCUCUACGAAGGGGAGAUGCUGGCUGUGGUCGCACCCAGCCAAAACCCUCCGGAGACUGAGGAGACCACAGAGACAGCCCCUGCAUCUGAAAGAGCUCCAGAGGCUGAGGGAUGGCUGGAAGGGAGGGACAAGCCACCAACUCCCACCGUGCCAGAGAGCUGCGAAGAGGAGGCAGGGCCGGAGACAGCGGCAGAGGGUGCUGAGGAGGAGGAAGGCUAUUUCAUGGUCUCUGCUCCCAACCAAGAAGUCUCCAGCUCGGAGGAAGCUGAGAUCACCGAGGACUUUGAAGAAAUUAAAGUUGAAGCAACCCAAGCCAGCAAAGAUGACCUGGAUACCGCUGGAGAAGUGUCUCCGGUGCCCGAGGAUGAAGGGCACUUCGAGGCGUUUGUUGGUGAGGCAGAUGAAGACUUGAUGGUGCCCACGGAAGAACCUGAGAUGCCAAAGGAUGAGGAUGAGGAUGAUGCUGGGAGUUUUACUGCUGAGCUGGAGGAAGGUCCAGCUGCACCCGAGGCAGACCCCGGCUCCCCCGGGGCCUCGGGGCCGUUAGCAGGAGGCGCUGACGAGCCAGCCCGGGGGGCUGCCAGCCCCGGGGCACAUGAGGGCUCGCCUGCCAAAUUGGUCCAGGAGCUCGACGCGGAGCAGACGUCGGAUGAGCAGCCAUCCGUGGAGGAGGAAGCACCGGACGGUGACAGCCAUCCCCCAGCCGGGGACGAGGAGCCGCCCGAGGCUGACCCCGGCGCCGCGCCGGAGCAGGGAGAUUUCCCGGAGAUAAUUAACGAGAGCCCAGAGGUGGCUGAUCUCCCUGCAGAGGUGCCGGCGGACGUCAUGAAAGACUCAGAUAUUUUGGAAAUUGUUGAACAAGCCCUGGAGUUCAACCAGGAGCUGGUGAUGGGGGUGAGGGCAGUCGAGGGUGGGCAGCGGCAUCCCGGCGGGACCGAGCUACCCCAGGACACCGGGGAAGACUCCUCGCCCGCCUCAUUCAGCGAGGAGGAGCCGACGGUGCAGGAGCCCUCCCAGCUCCUGACACAUGUGGCCAGCACUGUGCCUCAGUUUCCCUUCUCAUCCAGCCCGCCCCGGGCCAGCCAGCAGCAAGCGGAAAAGGGCUGA
Messenger RNA from Egretta garzetta (little egret), 3462 nucleotides. RefSeq names its product nestin (gene NES). Gene Ontology annotation, biological process: positive regulation of intermediate filament depolymerization. Bases 1 to 3462 code for a protein of 1153 amino acids. The record is from RefSeq and is a predicted model, not a curated record. The transcript has 7 exons. Gene Ontology annotation, molecular function: CCR5 chemokine receptor binding; intermediate filament binding. Gene Ontology annotation, cellular component: intermediate filament. NCBI's taxonomy places the organism in Eukaryota, Metazoa, Chordata, Aves, Pelecaniformes, Ardeidae.